Molecule: messenger RNA, 399 nt
Organism: Pipistrellus nathusii (Nathusius's pipistrelle)
Lineage: Eukaryota; Metazoa; Chordata; Mammalia; Chiroptera; Vespertilionidae
Source: the annotation of a GenBank genome assembly
AUGAGCUCAGGCCCCCGCCAGCCGCACCAGCUGUCUGUAACAGCCCCCGAGGCUGCCAAACCGCCAGGCGCGCCUCAUCACUUUAUUGUGUGCAUCUGCUGCAAGCCCAGCUGUGUGUCGUUUUUAGGGUAUUUUUAUUUUAUUUUAAUACUUUUCCUAAUAAAGGAGGUUUCUAAUGUAGGUUUCUCUCAGGCUUUCUUUGGUUAUAUUUGGAAACACACAAUUAGUCUUACCAAUCAGGACGGGGAUUGUCGUGGGCGAAGGGGAGAGGUGCUCACACCGCAGCCCCUCUUCCAGCCUCACUGCUCACUGCUCCCGGGGCACGUCCUCCUCAACGCUGCACUGGUGGGAGGGAAGUCCUUUCCUUUCUCUGUUUUUUCUCAUAAAAAUAAAAUUUAA